Messenger RNA from Strongylus vulgaris, 243 nucleotides. NCBI's taxonomy places the organism in Eukaryota, Metazoa, Nematoda, Chromadorea, Rhabditida, Strongylidae. The record is from the annotation of a GenBank genome assembly.
AUGUACAAUCAAGACUACUUCAAAACUCGUGCACCGUCCAUGGGCGUGGGUAUGGGUGUUGCCAUAAUGAUGCAAAACGCGGGCGCGUUUGUUGGUGCUCCUGCUCCCGAUCUCGCCUCCAUACAUGCUCAGAUCAGAAAAGCAAAGGCCGAAGGACGAACCGUUACAAUGGUAAAUGGUGCGUUAUAUUUCGACUAUCAAAUGGUUGCAAGAAUUCCACCACAUUUCGACCUCAAUCUAUGA